Molecule: messenger RNA, 2728 nt
Organism: Asterias rubens (European starfish)
Lineage: Eukaryota; Metazoa; Echinodermata; Asteroidea; Forcipulatida; Asteriidae
Product: trafficking protein particle complex subunit 12-like
Exons: 12
Coding region: 82-2580 (832 amino acids)
Cellular component (GO): TRAPP complex; Golgi apparatus
Molecular function (GO): protein binding
Source: RefSeq, a predicted model, not a curated record
CAAUUAUCAACAAAACAUACGCGGAAUAGGCGUAACUCACGGUUCAAAGUAGCUGCAUAAAAACAGGUCGAGCCAUCCAAGAUGGAUCCUGAUUCUGAGAAUGAAUUGUUCUCAGAUGCACCAGAUAAACCAGUCUCUGCCACCGUUGGAGAUGUGAUCAACCUAGACAGUGUCUCGCAAGAUUCAGUUCCUCUUGACGACACCAUAAGCCAAGGAACGGACACGAGCCAGGAGGCAACUGGGCUUGGCCGAGAGGAGGAGACUGGGCAGACAGAAACGACGGGUGAGGCGCAAGAGACUAAGGUCGGAUCUCCUAAACCAUUUGAUGCCAGCCUCUUCGGGGAAACGACUGAUAUUGUCUCGACAGCUUCUUCAGAUGGAUUUCCAAUUCAAACCCAAGCUGCAACUGCGGAACCGGUUCACCCGACAGUUGACGAACCGCUCAAAGAAGAUGUUGCCAACAUGGAAAGUCUAAAGGUGGAAGUUAAGAGACAAUCAUCUGUGGAUGGGUUUGAGUCACAGCCGAUUGGAAGCCCUGGAGCCCAGUUUCAAUUUACGGAUUCAGAGAUAUUUGGGGAAGAAAGUUUCAAACAGAGCUUGGGAACGGAGACAACCACAGCCGGUGAUCAGCCUGCCAUCAGUAGUUUCUUCAAGGAGGAGGAGGUUGCGUCAGACUCUGGUACUGAAGACCAAAACUUCUUUGAUUCUUUCACAAGCGGUGGAGAUGGAUUCCAAGGCUCGAUGGAAUCCCCGCGAUUGGACGAAGACAAUAAAACAGUUCCAGAAGAGAACCUUCUGGGUCAGGAUUUGCCCUCUGACCCCACCAUAGACUUGUCAAAGUCCCCCAGUGCGGGUUUUACAGAAGAGAUAUCAUUUGAGAAUGACGCGUCAUCCCAAGAUGUCACGUCAACUAAGCAGACCCUUCUAGAACUGUCUCAAGAGGGUCCAGCAGCCAACUCUGAUACCCAAGAACAAACUCUGUCCCCACAUUCCCCUCUUCCAGAGGUAACAAGUCCACAUGUUUGCAGUGUCCAGAACCAAGGUGAAGGAAACUCCUUCGAGGUGGCAUUCGCCAAGAAUCACUCCACGUCUUCUUCGCCCAAAACCCCGGAAGCCCCUCCUGUAUCAGAAACCCCACAACCCGUACCCCAGGCUCCUGUAGGAGCUCCCAAGCAGCCACCAGCUCAACCACACCCCCCUCCAUCCCAACUGCCACGGCUCUUUUCUCCAAGUCAUUCCAUCGAUGAUAGCUUCACGACGGCGUUAACAACCAGUCAGAGUGAUCGAAGACACGAUGCUUGGCUUCCAUCCAUUGCGACGCAGAACAUCCUCAACAAUAGAAUGUCCGCUCUCCAGGGGACAGAGUAUGUCGACAGAGCUCAACUCACAAUGCCUGGAAUUAUUCUGGAGGAGCAGCAAGGUGACCCAGUGAAGGAGCUAGUCUAUCGAUACAUGGGUGAUGCCGAGGCCAGUAAACGAGUAGCUCUGACUGUCAACCAAGUUACUCGUGAUGACGAGGGACUCAAGAAAUUACUGGAUACAGGUUGUUUACGAGCAGCCCUGGAGUUGACGGGAAUGUUGUUGACCUCUCUUAACCAGGGCAAAGGUCAAGCUGGAUUGCCAUCUAAGCACACCCCACGCUCAUUUCAGAUAUGGCUGACUCGUAUAGCUCUAUUGAUCAAGCUACAGCAGUACAGCAUGGCAGAAGUAGAGUGUGAGGCAUUUGGCAAUCUCGACAGGCCAGAUAUUUAUUUGGAGUAUUAUCCCGACCUGUUUCCUGGCCGCAAAGGUAGUAUGGUACCCUUUUCGUUACGUGUGCUUCACGCUGAGCUGCCGCUGUACCUUGGAAAGCACCAGGAUUCACUCAAUAGACUGUAUCACAUACUGGAUAUCACCUCCAAGAUCCUGUACCAUUUGGAGUGUGGUUUGAGUGAGUAUGGAACAGAGAUUGAACUCACAGAAGAAAACAGACAAGCAUCUGUUGACUUGUGGAUGUCUAGAGAAGUCCGGAUGAUGUAUUCAAUCGGAAACUGCCUGCUUUCAAUGAAGGACUUCAAACAGUCAGUCGCUGUGUAUGAGAAGCUAGUGAUCAAAGAUGCUAAGAAUGAGAGCAGUUUAUUGUCUGGUAUCGGACGAAUAUUUCUACAGCUGGGUGAUCUGAAAUCUGCACAGGAAGCAUUCACAAGGGCAGAGAACAGCUACCACGGAAACGAUAGCAUCUCAUCAAAAGCAAUCAUCCUCAUGAAUAAAGCCUUCAUGCAAAUGGCACAGAACCAGUACCCUGAAGCAAGAAAGUAUUUUGAUGAAGUAUUGAAGAUUGAUCCUGAAAACUUUAAGGCAAUAAACAACCAGUCCGUCUGUCUGCUGUACAUGGGAAAACUAAAAGAAGCUCUAUCUCUUUUGGAGAAGUUGGUUCACGGUAACCCCACUAAAUACCUAGACGAAGGUCUUCUCUUCAAUCUGUGCACACUCUAUGAACUGGAUUCGUCUCGUAGUACGCAAAAGAAACAGGCGUUACUAGGAAUGGUCAAUCAACUCAAAGGAGAUGGUUUUAAUAAAGACUGCUUAAAGAUGUUAUGAAAGCGAGGUGACGAUGCCGUGCAGAGGUAUUGAAGAUUUUAUUAAUGUGUUUAUGGCUUAUUAUAUAGUGCGUAUAUCCGUCACUCUGUGAUGCUCAAGGCGCUUUAACAUUCAGUAUUUUCCUGCAAGGUAUGUGGGACUAGAUUUG